ACUUCAGAUAUCAGCACUGCCUUUCAUUUUCAAAGGAUCAGGUGGGGACUCAGACUGGGUAUUGCAUUGAUUAUAAUUACUCUACCAUGUUUGAGGUAUGUAUUAUCAGUAUCCGCUUGGAAUGGUCGCCGGUACAUUCUGGGUUCUAGUGGCCUUAAUCUGCCCACUAGAGUGUGCACAUGGUGUCUGGCAUUUUUAUGCUGGCAGAUGUUUAGUUAUCAGUCAAGUGAUGUUUAUCAUGAGAUCAGUAUCAGAUUAUUCAGUACUGGUAUCAGAUAUCAGUUUCAGUUUCAGAUUCAGUUCAGUUCGGUUAUAUAUGCCAGGAUCAUGAUAUU
This is a messenger RNA of Striga hermonthica, 335 nucleotides long. Lineage: Eukaryota; Viridiplantae; Streptophyta; Magnoliopsida; Lamiales; Orobanchaceae. The record is from the annotation of a GenBank genome assembly.